CAGUCGUUCUUGCGCGCUCAUGGCCUCAGUGCGCCGCGAGAGCCAGUGCCGCCGCACCGCCGAGAUCGCGCAACCUCAGUGAAGUGAAGUGCCAAUGGAUGCGGUUUACCAACGGAUUUAGUGUUUACAUUCGGCGGCUUGGAUUUGUCUAUUCAUGAGCGAGUAACAGUGGUAUCGAGAUGCGACAUGCGUGCUCUGUGUUCGGUUCGCGGGCCGCUGGGCGGAGAGACGCGUGCGCUCGGCGCCGGCGCACGCCUGCUCGCGCUGCGCAUGCCCGGCCAGCCUCAGCCGCUGCACUUCGUCGUGGAAGCCAAGGCGAGGGUGAAGGAGCUCAAGUCACAGGCCAAUGCGCACGCGCAACUACAAGGCAUGAUCGACAUGGAUCUCUUCGGAUUGGCUGUACUGCAAAAUGGAGAAUAUUUAUUCGUUGAUUUAGAAAGCAAACUAUCAAAAUAUGCGCCAAAGAGUUGGAGAUCAUCUCAUACACAUGGCUUGGACGCAAAUGGGAAGCCACUUCUGGAAUUACAUCUGGUGGUUCAAUUCCACGUUGAAAGUCCACUGCUCCUUCACGACGAGAUUGGGCGUCAUCUUUACUUCCUGCAGCUCAGGAGUAACGUGCAAUCGCGGGAUACACUACCCGCUGAAAUACUCCUUUUGCUGACUGGUCUAGCUUUGCAAGCCGAGUAUGGCGAUGCAGCAGACUACGAAGACCGUGACUACUUCAAGGUGGAAGAGUAUGCGCCCACGUCGCUCACGGGAGAUUGGGUUGCUUCAGCUAUGCGUGCGUGUCACAGAGAACAUCGGGGUCUCUCUAAAAUAGACGCCGAAACCAGAUUCAUACGUGAAGUCUGCCUCCUUCCUGAUACUAUCAACUCGCAUCGCUAUAGGCUCAAACAAUCAAAAACAGAAUCCGAUCCCGGAACGGUAUGGCUACUUGUGACUGCAAAAGGCAUAAAAAUACUUCCUGACAAUGGACCGCUAUCAGAUUUCAUUUGGAGUGCUAUAGGAAAAUUAAGUUUCGACAGAAAAAAGUUCGAAAUAAGAACAGAAGAAGGAAAAAUCACAUUAUAUUCUUCAAGUGAGGAAAAAUGUAAAUAUUUAUUUUCCCUAUGUAAAGAAACUCACCAAUUUUCGAUGAAGAUAGCUCCGAAGUUAAACGAAAUUUUGAGAAAAGAGGAGGAGGAACGGAAAAAUUGUUAUGGAUACUCAAAACCAUUAAAUUUUCAAUACAACCCAAGUAAUAAAAAUGAACAAAGAAUAUCAGUGAUAUCCUCAACUAGUUCAAAUACAACGUCCGGAAUCGUAAGCGAUAGAGUUCAGUCUGAAGACGAACUAGAAAUUAUGAUUGAUUCACCUCCUGCUCCAUCAACUGAAAGCUUGGCAUUUGCUCAUUUAUUAGACUUUUCAAACUCAUAUUUUAUCCGGCACAUGCCCCAAGAAAACCAACCACUAAGUAAGACGUCAUCUUUACAAAUGCAGAAGUCAAAAGGUCGAGUUAAGAAGAGUAAUGAGAACGAAACUUCUACUAGUAGUAAAAAUGAUGCUAGUUCAGCAGAUGUCAGUCAAAAUCCAACAAAUCAAUUAGAUGAAACUACUUCUUUACCUGAUCAAAGUAUGACAGAAAGUGAUAGCCCGGUCUCUAAUAAAUUAAAGUGUACUGGAUCGCAAUGUUCAUCAUCAUGCAGUACAGUAAUAAUGGCCAGGGCCGGCCUAAGUGCAUUGAGCAGAGCGUCUAAUGCAAGUAGUUUGGAACUUGGAUACAGUCACACGGCACAAAAUUCCAUGCUCAGUGACAACAGUACCGUUGGCAUAGAUGUAGAAUACUCCCAAGACACAGCUUCAGCAUUAUACGAUGGUUUGGGACAACCGGUGACUGUGGCUGCUUCAAGUGAAACUAGUGGAGUUUAUACAAUGGGAAGUUCGGAACUUACAGCGCGAUCAAAAAUGGAUACAUUAUCUGAAGACAGUAGAACAGAUUAUAGUGUACCAAGAUUUGAUAGUUAUAAGUUAUCUAAAGACAAUGAUCUAGCUGACUUUGAUAGUGUUUCUUCUAUUUUAAAAAAUAAAUCCGAAAGAUCUAGUCAUUCAACAAACACAUUGAGAUUACAAGCUGCUUUACCUAAUGCUGAUUGUGUUGAUGGUGCUACUAAUUUCUCAAAUCAAAAACACAAUGAAGAUGAAAACGUUUUCAGAGAGCGCACAAACUCCAAUGUAAGUGCGACCUCAUUUCAUGGGGACGGUAGCGAUCCAACGGAUAAUAAACAUAAUCUUCUCACAGCUAGUGAACUAAGCGACCUGAUUGUCGGCCGAGGAGUAUAUCCAAAGAGUCAGUCCGUAAGCGACACUCUUGAUUCGGUAUCUGAUUACGUCAGAUUACCACUACCGUUUAGCGGAGAUAGUUAUAUCCAAGGACACGAAGAUACUGCCCCUUCGGAUGACAACUAUCCUAAUAAUAUGUUUUUCGAUCGUCCUCCCACACCUCCGACCAGAACUGAUAGUCGGAAACUCCUUAAUAUGUCUCUGCCAAAUAUUUUAGACAUUGAUAAUACCCCAGCACCGGUUCGAACUGCCUUCCCAGACAAACCUCCACCUCCUUACGAAUACAAUCAUAAAACGUUAUCACAAUACGCACAAAGUCCUGUUAAAGCACCGCCUGCUUAUCCAGGAACAUCAUCGUCGUCAUCAGCUAUAUCAAUAAGACAAGCAGAAAAAGAAGAAGUGGCAGCUCGGGUAGUAACUUCAAAACCUAUGAUCACAAUUCUUAAAGCUGAAGCAGGUGAAGUUAACUCAUCAAGUGAAAGAACGUUUGCAAGUCCAAUGGUAUUGGAACACAGGUUUCAAAAGUCAAAACGUCACCAAGCGUCUAGCCGCAGAGCUGAAAGGUCAAAACUGGCUCAAGGAAUCAAUAAUCUCUCUCCAUCAAGAGAGCCACAUGGGGUAGAUUCUAAUGUUCUCGUGGCUAUGAUGAAACUGCCCCCACCGCCACCACCACCUCGCAGAACGAGACUGCCUCCUCCACCCCCGGCCGCAAGAUUACCGCCUCCGCCGCCACCACACAAUCCUAUGUUCCAUCAACAGUUGUACAGUGACGUUGAUUACGUCUAUUAUCCCAUGCAAGAUCCAGCCAUAUCACAACAAAAUUACCUCGAUCACAAAUUAACGGAAACACGUGUGUCUAACAUGCACAAAACAAGCCUGCAAUAUAGAAGUACGCCAUACCUAUCUACAUCACUAUCGGCAUCGUCCAUGUAUGGAUCAAUACAGAAUCUUUCAGACUCUUAUGUACAACUCCCAGGAGCACGUACAAGCUGGUAUUCUUUGACAAGCAGAACUUCACUGAGCAAUCAUUCUAUAAAUCUUGAAAGACCUCCAUUACCAACACGCAUAGCUGAUUUCCCAAGUUUCUCGAGAGCUAAAUCUGACGAGAAUAUACUGAAUCCGAGAGAGCCACCCCCGGUCAAAAUGAGACGCAUGCCUCCGCCUCCACCUCCUCCGUAUGAACACAAGAAGAAGCUCCCUACACACUUAAAAGAAAUUCCUCUUAGUAGAAGUGAUGCCAGUGUUAGCAAAACAAAAGACACAAAGUGUGAUUUGGACAUCAAAACCCUUCGAGAAAAAAGCAAGAAUCUCGACUUGCCCCUCAUAGCAGCAUUGUGUAACGAUCGAUCGCUGUUAAAACAAACUAAAGCGUUUGGUGCUCCAAAGUUAAGUAAACAGACAGGUAGUGACUGUGAAAGUGAACGUAAGUGUGCCAAGACCGUUCAAAACACCACCGACAGUUUAGAUCGUAAGAAACAGGAGAGUGUCGAUAAAAGAACUACCGCUAGUUCUCAAAAAAAGAUAUUAGUUAGAAAUCCUACGGAUAAACUUCCAGCUUUACCAAGUUCUGAAAAUCACACACCUAGAGCUAUGUCUAAUACCUAUGUAAUGCAUCCAAGUGUAAUUAAAAGUAAGAAAACACAAUCUAGUUCAUGACAUCACGAAAAAAAUAAUAACAGCACAUACUUGUGAAUCCUUCCAGUGCUAUGAGCUUUUAUCCACCGAAUUUACAAUGCAUAAAAAUAAAAGACUGAAAUACAAUAGACGCCUAAUACUUUUGAGCUUUUACUAAAUUUAAAUCAAUGAUAAACCCUUACUAAAACAGUACAAGACAUGAUUCGCACGUAGGUACUUAUUAUGGAAAUGUACAUGCGAUUGUGUAAAAAUUGGUGUAUUUUAGAUACUAAAACAUUUUUAACAUGUUAGGCUAAGGAGUUUCUCACGGACUCAACUUUACUUCAACAUUUUUAAAGUCACAAUUCGUUAAUGUAUACAAAAUAUGUAGCUUUUUUUUAAAAUAGAUGAGCAAACUUGACUCAUUAAAACUUACUAAAAUCUCAUAACUAUGAUCUGCCAAUACUUUGCUCAUGCUAUGAGAAAACAGACGGGUAUAAUGACAUUUAGAAAAAGCCAAACACUUUAAAUUAUAUAACAUAAUCGUAAUAUAAUACAAAUAUUACAUAUUUGAAUCCCAAGAGAUAAGUAUGAGAUUAAAAUAACACAUUCUCUAUCACUAAAGAAAACAAUUUGCAUGUUUGGUCAUUUCUAAAUGAACACAUUUUUUGAGUAUGUACCUAUUUACUAAGACAUGAAAGACAUCAGCAGCACAUAAGACUAAAUAUUUUUUGUAAAAUAAUAGCACAUGAUACGACCAUUUUAGCUUGAUGUGCUGUUGUCUUACACCCGUAUUCACAAUUCUUGCUUAAGUGAAACAGCAAAUCGAACGCACAGCGUUGAAUAGAGCUCUGUGAUUAGUUUGUAUGUCACCCUGUGCGUUCACACUCACUGUAAGACCUCAUAGUUGAAUACGGUCGUUAAAAACUUUAACUUCUUGUACACAAUCAUCAAUAGUUCCAGAAUUAUUCAUUAUAAUUAUUGGAAAUAGCUAAAUGGUACCUAAAGAUGUUAUUUUAAUCAUAGUGAAAUUAAAAAUAUGCACGACAUUCCUUAUUAAGACUGAAUAACUACAUUAACUAUUUGGUUUUACUUUUGUCAUUGUUAUUUUAGAUUAACUUUAAGUAAAAAUCAAGUUCCUCGCUUUUCGUGAGAUAUUAGAGAAA
Molecule: messenger RNA, 5099 nt
Organism: Ostrinia furnacalis (Asian corn borer)
Lineage: Eukaryota; Metazoa; Arthropoda; Insecta; Lepidoptera; Crambidae
Gene: ex
Product: FERM domain containing expanded
Exons: 4
Coding region: 187-3975 (1262 amino acids)
Biological process (GO): positive regulation of hippo signaling
Cellular component (GO): cytoskeleton; cytoplasmic side of apical plasma membrane
Source: RefSeq, a predicted model, not a curated record